CAUUCCUUAAUACUUUCUUUGACCUUGUGCAGUGAAGGCUCAGAAGGUCCAGGCAAGACUGACCAAGUGAAAAUGAAGGAAGAGGCGGCUGGUGAUGAGGAGGCCAACGAGGGCAAGUCUGAGGGAGCAGAAGGAGGCGACGGGGCUGAGAAGGGGGAGGGCAACGAGAGCGACGAAGCCAAGAAAGCCCUGCAGAAGAAGACCAAGGAAGCCAAGCCGCGUGAGGAGAUUCCCAGAGAAGCUCUGAAGUGCCAUAUGUGUGACCUCACUAAAUUUGGUUCUAUCAAGGGCUAUCUGAACCACCUUGAGAGCAAAAAUCACGAAGAGAUGGCAAGAUUAUUCCAUGCCAAGGGUGUUGCUCUCUUGCAACUUCUCAGAGCAGAGUCUAAGUUGGCAUCAUUGCGUAAUACUGUCAAGCUGCGGAAAAUGGGAGUCAAAGGAAGAUUUAUGCAGUGCUUCAGGUGUCAGACUCGCAUCUUUGGCAAUCUGGCCAAGCACGUGAAAACGACAGAACAUCAGUUGGUGAGCAACUUCCUCAAUCUCAAAUGCUGCAGCCGCUGGUUCCCUAGCAGAGUGGACCUGGAGGAACAUCGCCUUUCACUGCUUCAUCUUAGGAGGCAGUAUGAAUUUGAGCAGAGAAAGAAGGCAAAGGAAGAAAAGGAGAAGAAGGAAUGGGAGGAAUCCAAGGUUCCUGAGAAUGCGCCACCUGACUUUGCAGCAUGGAGGCGGUUGAUCCACCAGUUAGACCAGCUGAAGGCGCUGCACAACCAUCCUAGUGAAAUGACCCUGGGCACCAUCCCUGCUUAUGACCCAGCUGCACCAACCGGUUUGAACUUUAUUGGAACAAAGACACAGUUUUACUGCAGAGUGUGCACAGAUCUUAUGGCACCUGCGUCAAGGGUAGUGGAUGCCCAUUGCCGGUCCAUCAACCACUAUAAUACCCUAUUGUCACACCUUGGGAAGAUGGAGGAAAAGAAGGAGCUAGAGAAGAAGAAGCAGAAGGAAGAGGCAAAGAAGGAGAAGGAAGAAUCUGAUAAAAAGCAGAGCAAUGGAGAGGAAGGAGAGGGAGCGGAAGUUAGCUUUGAGGACAUGGACAAUAUGGAAACUGUUGACGAAGCUCUCGACGAUGCUGAGAUGGAUGCCAGUGCUGAUGCUACCUCUGAGACCUUGAGAGACGGUCACGAAGGGCAUGAAGAUGAAUUGGAUAUUGUGCAUGAGACUCGUGAGCUAUCUUCCUUGCUAGAGGAGGUGGGUGAAAUGCUGCAGGAAGAUGAGGUGAAGGGUGACUGUGAGGAUGGGGACAUGACUCAUGACAUGGAAGAUGAGCUCAUGAAGGACUGUGAUGAUGCUGCAUUGAAAUUAGAUGGGAUUGAGGGAACAACAGAUAAAGUGAAUAGUCAGGAAGAACUCAUGGCUGAGGCAGAAAGCGAGACAGCAGUGGAAGGAGAGGCAGCAGAAGAGGAGGAAGCGAAAGGAGAAGAGGCAGACUUGGAGGAUGCUAAGAAGCCGGAAGAAGAGGGGAUCAAGGAAGAGGACGAGACCAAAGAGGCCACGGAUGAUGAUGAGGCCAAAGAGGAGGAAAAGCCCAGGGCAGUCUCCCAGUCCCUCUCUACACCACGGGGCCGAAGGGGACGGGCUAGGGGAAGGGGGCGCUCAGCCAGGGGGGCCAAGAAUUAGGAAAACCCACGUAGGCAGGUGUUUGUGUGUAUAUUCCUUCAUGCGUGUGGCUGUUGAUCAUAUGUCCUUAUAAUGCAUAUCUUUUUCAUAUUUUUUGUGAGAGGGUAAAGUUAGCCCUUGAAUAAAACAGUUUAUUUUUUCUAGUUUGUAAACAAAAAUAUUGAAAACCAUUCUUUUUCAAUUUGUGUGGUGGCCCAUCAGCAAUAUUCUAAGCAAUAUAUGAAAUAUAUAAAACUUAUUUUCUUUUUUUCACCCUUUUUUCAGUUUUUGCAGAAAAUGAGAGUUGAAAGUUUAUCCCAAAUUUUCUAAAAAUGGAACCAAGUUCAUAAAAUUUUUGGACUUUACAUAAGGCUGUUGUCUUAGCUAUUUUAGGGGCAUGUGAAUAAUGUGUGAGAGGAGUUGGAGGCAUUGUUGAUUGCCUUCCUUUGUGUUAAAUUGUUUGUGUAUAUAUGUAUGUAUUUUGUGUAUCUGUCUACAUAUGUAUGAAUGGAGAUGUGCAUGUUUAUACAGGGAUACCUAUAUAUACAUGCACAUGUAAACAUAUACUUGAACUUGUGUAUGUUGGUCAUUUAUAUAUAGUAUACAGAAGUAAUACACAACCAUUUUCCAAUAUUGAAUACCAGUAUCUUGUUAAGUAGUCGAGCCAGUAACCUCAAAGUAAUUUUUAAUAUUUUUUCCCCCCCAGCAAAGAGAUUAGUGCUCAACUUUCCUUUAACAAUUUUAAAUGUGAAAUUUAUUGUGAUUCCGUACUAGAAGGAGGUAUCUUUCUUGGGGGUGAGGUUUUGUAUUGUCUUUGAAUAUCAUAGAAAAUUAUUACUUCCAUAAAAUGGAAAAAUAUUCCAUUCCCGGCAAAUAAGUGUACCAUGUAGUUUGGAGGAAAAUGAUGUCCCCUUCCCGAAAUAAGGAUUUCAGAAAUGUAAAGUAGGUAAUAACUCAAAAGAAUCCUACCAUUUUAUGCUAGUAAAAAUUGUUAGGAACUAAAUUUUUUGGAAAGCUUCUAUAGUGAUAAAAAAUGUGAAUAGUAUCCUGCACAGUGAGAAGAAUUUGACAGGUUUUUUUCCCCAUGAUGAAGUUAGAAAUAGGAUUGCCAGUACAGUUGUCUCAGUGAGCAGUCUUUGAUAGAUUUAUUGUAUCCUCUCCCUCAUUUUAUUUGUGUUCCAUCAGUUAUAUGUUAUAAAAUAUGUAAAUUGAUCCUGAAGUCAGGACUCACAUCGAUGCCAUAGUCGGAACCACUGUUUUGAGGGUAAACUUCUCUUGAUUUCCCACUUUUUUCACUGAACAUUGAUGAUAAUAGUACUUAUAGGAUAUGUAUUUAUCAGUUAUGUUAUUUGUGGAUUACUUUAAUUCCUUUUAUAUGAUCAUGCUGAUUAUAUCAUUUGUCCAAGUGGAUGUUAACAUUGCAUAUUUUAUUUUGAAGUAUACACCUUGUAGCACAAAAGUUUCCCUUCUAAUAAAGGAAUACAAAAAGUG
Molecule: messenger RNA, 3147 nt
Organism: Penaeus vannamei (Pacific white shrimp)
Lineage: Eukaryota; Metazoa; Arthropoda; Malacostraca; Decapoda; Penaeidae
Source: RefSeq, a predicted model, not a curated record